This is a messenger RNA of Caenorhabditis briggsae, 495 nucleotides long. Lineage: Eukaryota; Metazoa; Nematoda; Chromadorea; Rhabditida; Rhabditidae. The record is from RefSeq and is a predicted model, not a curated record. The transcript is spliced from 3 exons. The coding region runs from base 1 to 495 and encodes 164 amino acids.
AUGAGCUGGAAAUUCUUGGUUUCGGCAUUUUUUGUAUUUCUGGUCCAAGCCGAUGCGGCGAUUCAGCUCGGAUGCACAUCCCCACCAUUGCCAGAUGCGAAUGGGAAUUGUCCGGAUGGGUACACACUGGUCACUUCGGGAGGAUGUUGUCCGGAUGCAGAUGUUUAUAUAAUCGGAGCCACCACAACCACUCUCGCACCAACAACCCCAACCACCGCUGCACCCGGUACCUGCCAAGACAAGCUGAAUCCCAAAACUGGAGUCAGUGAUUGCCCAGGAAUGAAGGCCUACUGUAACAACCCGGCUUAUGUGAACGUCAUGAAAGAUCAGUGCCCGAUGACCUGUGGAUACUGCACCGGUCCCAGUACUUGCUGUGACAAAAUCAAUCCACAGACUGGUGUCAGUGACUGUCCAGGAAUGAAGGCAUACUGUAACAAUCCCAUCUAUCACGACGUGAUGAAGGAUCAGUGCCCAAAGACUUGUGGAUAUUGUUAA